This is a messenger RNA of Chenopodium quinoa (quinoa), 2447 nucleotides long. RefSeq names its product transcription factor IIIB 90 kDa subunit-like. Gene Ontology annotation, cellular component: transcription factor TFIIIB complex; nucleus; transcription preinitiation complex. Bases 265 to 2151 code for a protein of 628 amino acids. The record is from RefSeq and is a predicted model, not a curated record. NCBI's taxonomy places the organism in Eukaryota, Viridiplantae, Streptophyta, Magnoliopsida, Caryophyllales, Amaranthaceae. Gene Ontology annotation, biological process: DNA-templated transcription initiation; transcription preinitiation complex assembly; transcription by RNA polymerase III. Gene Ontology annotation, molecular function: TBP-class protein binding; RNA polymerase III type 3 promoter sequence-specific DNA binding; RNA polymerase III general transcription initiation factor activity. The transcript is spliced from 20 exons.
AAGGCUCACAACUGUUUGAAAAACAGGAGCAAUAAAACAAAAUGAGAAUGAAUUCUGACAUUUGAUGCUAUCUUAUGACGGUUAACAUUAUUAUGUUCAGUCUCCUACUCGAAAAUAUUUUCCCUUUUCGAGCUCUUUAACCGUUUAACGUUUACGCUGCGCGGCCUCCUUCCUUUCCCUCCAUUGAAGGGUACUCUGAAAUCUCCAUUGAGGCGGCUUCGGAGCUUUCUCUCCUCCAUUGAAGUACCUUCCUAGGUUUUGGGGAUGAUUCGCUUGGAAUUUUGCAAUAGCUGUUCUAAACGUCAGCCUGUUGAGACAACUGAAUUGGGUUACGUAUGUUGUACUCUUUGUGGCAAGGUCGUUGAUCAUGAUAUUUAUUCAAAUGAGCCAAGUUUUGUUAAAAAUGCAGCAGGGCAGAGCCAGUUGGCUGGGAAUUAUGUGAAAACUGUACAAACUGAGAAUGCAGUUUCAAGGGAGAGGACAUUAAAUAGAGCGUAUGACUACAUUAUUCACAUGGCUGAGAACUUGGGUGUGGGUGGUGGAGACCUUUUAGCACGACCAGCUGUACGAUUUUAUGAAAUAGCUGUUGAGAAAAAUUUUGUGCGUGGACGUAAAGCUGAACAGGUUCAAGCUGCAUGUCUUUACAUUACAUGCCGGGAUAACAACAAACCAUUCCUCCUUAUUGAAUUUUCAGAGUUUUUGCGAGUGAAUGUAUAUGUGCUAGGUGCUGUAUUUUUGCAGCUCUGUAAAGUACUGCACCUUCAAGAACACCCAAUUGUUCAAAAACCAGUGGAUCCAAGUCUGUUUAUUCACCGAUUUGCAAAUGGUCUGCUGGGGGAGGUGAACCAUGACGUAGAGAAGACUGCUUUACGUAUUAUGGCUAGCAUGAAACUAAACUGGAUGCAGACAGGGAGAAAGCCUAGUGGCUUAUGUGGGGCAGCACUGUACAUAUCAGCUCUUUCGCAUGGUUUCAAGUUUUCAAAGGCAGAGAUAGUAAAACUUGUACAUAUUUGUGAAGCCACAUUGACCAAGAGGUUGAUUGAAUUUGAGGGAACAGAAUCAGGGGGCCUCACGAUAGAGGAAUUCAACCAAAAAGCUGAGGAGCUUGACAGAAGUGGUAAUAAAGGCAAACAUACAAACUUUGGAGACAACAUGAUCAAAGGAGAGGAAUUGCUUUGCGAACAUAAGGGUGGUGGAGGGCCUCAAUUUGCUCAUGGACUUUGUGAAAGCUGUUAUCAUGAAUUCAUAAAACUUUCAGGAGGUCUGGAUGGGGGAUCAGAACCCCCAGCUUUCCAGCGUGCUGAGAGAGAAAGAUUAACAGCAGCAUGUGCAAAGGAAAACACUGCAGAUUCUCUUUUGGAACCUGCAUUUGUGGAAAACAGUUGUGAACACUCAAAUAUGGAGAAAGAAAGAAGACUUGGUGCUGGCGGAAUUGACCAAAUGACAGCCGCAGGUAUCAAAGCUCAGCAUGAGGCUGUAGAUGAUGGUGGUGAAAAAUUCUUUAAAUCUGAUUACAUGGGCGUGGAAGGCGAUGAAUCUGGAAACUUUUCGGACAUUGAUGACGAUGAGGUUGCCGGCUACUUGUAUAAUGAAGAACAAAUGCUCUGCAAGAAGCAAAUCUGGGAGGGCUUAAAUCAAGAAUACCUUCAGGAACAAGCAGCUAAAGAAGCAGAAGCUGCUGCAAGGGAAGCAACGAUGGCCAAGUUUGAAAAUGGUUCAGCACAGGCGCUUGAUGCCAAAAAACUGGCUGAUGAAGCUGCUGCAAAUUAUGCAAAGUUGAAAAAAGGACGCCAGCUAAAAAGGGCUGCUGAAACAAAGAAUCCUCAGACUACUGCAGAAGCAGUUCAACAAAUGCUAUCUAAAAAGAGGAGGACCAGUACAAAUAUCAAAUAUGACCGAUUGAAGGAACUGUUUGAUGAACCUGCAAUUCCUGAUAACCCAAAGAAGAGUAUGUCAGAAACCAAUAUGGAAAAGAAUGGUAUGUCAUGGACUAGCAAAACUGAAGCUGAAGGUGAGAAUAAUGAGGAUGAGUUGGAGACAGUGGAUAAAUUUGAAGAAGGAAAUGAUUAUGGAGACUACCAAGACAAUGGUUAUUAUGAAGACGAUUAUGAAGCUUUUGAUGAUGGUUUAUCUGACAGCACCACACUUUAGUUUAAUUGUCGUGUCCCUAGACUAGAUUACAGGGUUUUUUUUUUUUUAUUUAUUAAAAAAAAAAAAAAAAUUAUAUAGCUAUGAUAUAUUAUUUUUUGCACUUCUGAUUUUUUUUUCCAAUAAGAAAUUUUUCGUUUAGGGAGGGGGGGGGGUGUUGAAAUAUAGAAAUUAUAUGUUCCCAACAAGAAUCUUGAACGACUUUACAGUCGUAUACUGUAGGAGUUUGCUGCAUUGUAACUGAAUUACCAACAUUUUUUCUUGAUGAAAAGUGCAAUGUAUGUGGAUCAGUAUACUAA